AUGCUUUCCAGGCCACUUGCUAAAUCUCUGAGACGGUCUUUUUCUUCUUUACAAAACGUUCAAAAAGCUGCGCAGACUUCAAGCAUCGAGAACCUUAAAACGGACCAUGGGAAAUACAAAGCGCUGUCGCGGGCACAAGUGGCUUACUUAGAUCGUGCUAUCAGAGUGGACCAGGCCGGCGAACUAGGUGCAAACUACAUUUAUGCUGGUCAAUACUUCGUUUUGGCUAAUAAAUACCCACAUUUGAAGCCAGUCUUACAACACAUGUGGGACCAGGAAGUUCAUCACCAUAAUACCUUCAACGAACUGCAAAUACAACGCCGGGUGCGACCAAGUUUGCUCACGCCGCUAUGGAAACUUGGCGCUUUUGCAAUGGGCAGUGGGACUGCACUCAUAUCUCCAGAGGCAGCGAUGGCAUGCACAGAGGCCGUCGAAACGGUUAUCGGGGGCCACUACAACGAUCAGCUACGGUGUCUCAACAACCAGUACGAAAUGGAAACGACAUCAGGCAAACAGGGCCAGAGCCAGGAAAUUAAAGACCUCACGUCGACCAUCAAACAGUUUAGGGACGAGGAACUUGAGCACCUCGAUACCGCUGUGGAACAUGACUCGCACAAGGCCGUGCCUUACAAGGUCUUGACCGAGGGCAUCAAACUGGUGUGCAAAACGGCCGUGUGGACGGCAGAACGUAUAUGA
Messenger RNA from Lachancea meyersii CBS 8951, 696 nucleotides. NCBI's taxonomy places the organism in Eukaryota, Fungi, Ascomycota, Saccharomycetes, Saccharomycetales, Saccharomycetaceae. The record is from the annotation of a GenBank genome assembly.